Molecule: messenger RNA, 2844 nt
Organism: Canis lupus familiaris (dog)
Lineage: Eukaryota; Metazoa; Chordata; Mammalia; Carnivora; Canidae
Gene: RAB35
Product: RAB35, member RAS oncogene family
Exons: 5
Coding region: 141-599 (152 amino acids)
Biological process (GO): Rab protein signal transduction; endocytic recycling
Cellular component (GO): endosome membrane; plasma membrane
Molecular function (GO): GTPase activity; GTP binding
Source: RefSeq, a predicted model, not a curated record
GAGCGGAGGGAGGUGUUUCUGUCAGUUCCGGCUGUUUGUUCGGGAAGUGGAUCCGCCGCUGCCGAAGCAGCCGGGAGGGAGCUGCGGAUCGCGAGGCCAGCACCGACCCCGCCCGCCCGCGCGCGCCUCCCCCGCCCGCCAUGGCCCGGGACUACGACCACCUCUUCAAGCUGCUCAUCAUCGGCGACAGCGGUGUGGGCAAGAGCAGCUUACUGUUACGUUUUGCAGACAACACUUUCUCAGGCAGCUACAUCACCACAAUCGGAGUGGAUUUCAAGAUUCGGACUGUGGAGAUCAAUGGGGAGAAAGUGAAGCUGCAGAUCUGGGACACGGCCGGGCAGGAGCGCUUCCGCACCAUCACUUCCACGUAUUAUCGGGGGACCCACGGGGUCAUCGUGGUUUAUGAUGUCACCAGUGCCGAGUCCUUUGUCAACGUCAAGCGGUGGCUUCAUGAAAUCAACCAAAACUGUGAUGAUGUGUGCCGAAUAUUAGAUGUUCAACUGCAUCACAGAGCUGGUCCUCCGAGCAAAGAAAGACAACUUAGCCAAACAGCAGCAGCAACAACAGAACGACGUGGUGAAGCUCACGAAGAACAGUAAACGAAAGAAACGCUGCUGCUAAUGCCCCCCAGCCCACUGCAGAGACUGCACUGCGGCCACUCCCCGGCCCGAGGCCCGCGGGGCUCCUCGGGGACAGUCUCAGUUUCGUGCCGUUAUUUAAAGAAUUCUCUCCACGUUUUUGUAUCGGGAGGCGCCAUCGGCACUUCCUCCCCUCCCCCUUUGAGUGCCAAGAAGGUGUUGGACGACCUGCCCUUCCCUUCUGGUGCCCCUGCCCCCGGCCAAGGCACCCGGGCCCGGCGAGGACGCUGCCAGCCGAGCGGACUGAUUAACCAGAGUUUGUACAUAAUGUAUAUUGCUUUAACCAGCCGCAUCACCCUCGUCCUGCUCUGGCUUUUGCCUCCUUAAUGCCAGCCUGCUGCAGUAGACCCUCCCCACCCCGCCCCAUCUUACUGCCAGCAGCUUCCUGAGGAGACAGGAUCGAGUUCUAGCCACAUCUUUUGUCAACCUGGGCUGGUGGAGUGGGCCUUCCACGUUCCUUGUUCUCUCCUACAGGCUGUCGGCUUCCUCUCCUGGCACGUAGGGUCUCGCCUCUCUCCGGGGCCUGUGCUGUGUGUCUUCCGAGUCCAGCUCCCUUCCCUCCCCACCCUUCCCUGUCCCCUGCCCACGUCACCAUCCUGGCAGCUGGGGGAAACCUGGCCUUGAGGUAGGCCUGGGGCUUCCCAUUAGAGGUCUAGCCUUUUGGCUUGCAGAAAGACUUGCUCCUGCCUUCUGGUCACCAGAUUUCUUGUCCUGCCUUCUAGAUGCCUCUGAACUACAACCCAGGGAAACCUUGGCUUUUAAUUUAUACCAACCUGUUUCAGUUCCCACAGAAAGGUAGGGGUGUGUUUGUGUAGGGAUGGGGCUUGUAGGGGCACUGAGGAACAUUAUUUUAACAUAAAAUGAAGCCAAAUCAAAUGAAUUAAGUUCCUUACACUUUCUCUUCCUGAGGUUUGGUUGGCACAGCAGCAAAAGUUGUGGCCUCCUCACUUUGGGUCCGUGUUUUUAGAAAAAUCGAAUGGCUUCCUGCCAUUGUGGGGCUGGGCUCUUGGCAGAGCAGCCCUGCCUUCUCCUGGCCAUUUCUUGGUGGGGAAGGAGAGCGGGCCUCCCACCCUCAUCUGUGUCAGCAGAGGGCUUUCCCCGGAGUUCCUGGGUCUCCGUUGUGGCACCAGGCCCCUCUGAAUGUGAGGAGUGGGUGCUGGUGCUGGACCAUGGGGACGCCACCUCGGAGUUGGACGGCAAGCAGCUUUGGAUCACCGACAGAACUUUUUUAGUACAAAGGCAGCAGGAGGAUUUCUUAGGGGGUGGGAAGGAAUGGUGGCCGGGGCCAGGAGCCAGCCAGCUCUAUCCCUGGUCCCCUGGGGGAAGAAACCAGGGUCAUCUGUACUGGAUUACUGUCCCCCCUCGGGACACUUCCACCAUUCACCUUUCCCCUAAAAGGAUCAUGUAACCUGGGAAUAAUUUAUUUCAACACCAUGAUGUUUUAGAUUUCCUUUCCUAGGCGAUUUCCAGGCAAAGCCCUGAUUGGACAAUCACGUUACAGUUCACACUGCAGAUUUUCCCUGUUAACAUUGUUGAUGGGUUUUUAAUCAAUAAAAACUGGGGGUUUCUUCUGACCUGUCUCUCCACUUCCCCAGACUGCCAAAAGCCUGUGGUUCUCUGUGAGCCGGCCUUCACUAGAGCCACCUGGAGAGGUGGGGGAGCUCUGAGCCUGGGAAGCAGUGCUGUGGAGGGUGGCCAUGGGGCCAGCCGACAGGCAUUUUCUGACUGGUUGGGGGCAAGGAGCAAAAGUGUGGUUUCUCCAUCCUCAGGGCUGUGCUGGGUGACCGUAGGCCUGUGUAGGACGCAGAGAGCUCGAGACUCCUGGGGUGGGCGGCGUACUCAACUCAGCAUUCACGUGACAUCAGUGUGGCAGUGCUUGCAAAUUCAAGCAAUAAGGGGAGAAGGGGUCCUGGAAGUUUCCAGCCCAGGCUAGAAGACACUAUGGGUCUGGCAACUGGAUGUCCAGACCCAGGUGGUGGGGUGAUUUUGGUGACGACAGUGUCUGUCCCACUGAGUGUUACACGCAUGAAGGGUGGGGGUGGGGGUGGGGGACUCACAGGGCUGGGCUGACGUCCUGGUGGACCUGAUGUGAAAUUCCUGUCGAACAACAAAACUUUUAAAUGGUUUGCUAGGAUUAUUUCUGUAUUGAAAGUUUCUAAUUAUGCUUUUUAAAAAAAUACUAAAAAUAAAGGUUCAAGCUGCCAAA